Leptinotarsa decemlineata (Colorado potato beetle) is the source of this 1643-nucleotide messenger RNA. RefSeq names its product DNA repair and recombination protein RAD54-like okr (gene okr). Gene Ontology annotation, biological process: reciprocal meiotic recombination; double-strand break repair via synthesis-dependent strand annealing. NCBI's taxonomy places the organism in Eukaryota, Metazoa, Arthropoda, Insecta, Coleoptera, Chrysomelidae. Gene Ontology annotation, molecular function: DNA translocase activity; ATP binding. The record is from RefSeq and is a predicted model, not a curated record. Gene Ontology annotation, cellular component: nucleus.
UCAAUUUGGAGAAAUGUGGUGGAAAAGGAUGGCGAAGAAACAACUUUUUCCCGCUGUUGUGAACACUUUAAACAGUUUAAACUACUAACCUAGAAAAUAAGAAUUGUUAUUAGUAUUUAUUUAUUAUAAUACCCAGUACUUUCCUUAUAAUGAGACGUAGCCUAGCUCCUAGCCAAAAAUUGUCAAAGAAUUCUCCUCAAACCAAUAAAAAUGAAAUUUUUACAUCUCUACCAACGAAAAGAACCAGAGAGAGGUCUAAAGAUGAAAAAAGUGCAAAACGGGCACCACUUGCACAAGUCGAUAAUCAAAUAAUUCAUAUAUCAGACCACGAACUACUCAUCAAGAAACUUUCUAGGCCUUUCAAGUGUCCUAUUCCGAAUUAUGAAGGUUCGAAUUCUACCAGAAACUUGGGUAUACGAAGGCCUCAAGUGAAGAGGGCUUUGUACGAUCCAAACAUGCCCAACGCUUUGGUUUUGUAUGCCCCGCCCGAGUUAACUGAGCACGACAAAAUGAAGAAAAAGGAUGGCACUGUUUUAGUUCACGUCGUCGUAGAUCCUCUCUUAGGAAAUAUACUGAGGCCGCAUCAGAGAGAGAGGGCCCUUUUCACCAUUAUUCGGUUUAUCUCUUUGAAGUUUCAGAUUCAGUGGCUGAAAGGUCGUUUACAGUCUAUGAUUAUGGACGGGGGGCCCGAUGCAAAGAAAAAGCUCACACAGUUUAUGCAGGGGCAAGGCAGAACUGCGAUACCGGUGCUCAUCAUUUCUUACGAAACGUUUCGAAUGCACGCUGAAAUCUUACAUAAAAGUGAAAUAGGUCUUGUUCUUUGCGACGAAGGGCAUAGGUUGAAAAAUUGUGAGAAUCAAACAUAUAGGGCUCUGAUGGGACUCAAAGCUAAAAGACGAGUUUUGCUGAGCGGAACUCCCAUUCAAAAUGACCUUACAGAAUACUUCAGUCUCAUCCAUUUUGUUAACGAAGGUCUUUUAGGCAGUGCUUCGGAGUUCAAGAAGAAGUUUGAGAAUUAUAUACUGAAAGGUCAGGACUCGAUGGCAACAGACUUGGAACGUCAACACGCUUCAGAACGCUUGCUAGAGCUGACUACGAUUGUUAACAAAUGCCUCAUCCGUCGUACCUCCUCCCUGCUGACCAAAUACCUCCCAGUCAAGUUCGAAAUGAUAAUUAUCUGCCAGCUAACCCCCCUCCAGAAACAACUCUACCUGAACUACAUCAACUCUGAGUCAAUCAAGCGAAGUGUUGUCAACAACGAAGACGCCAAAGCAACUCUCAGCUCUUUAGCCAGCAUAACGACUCUCAAAAAACUUUGCAACCACCCUGAUUUGGUUUUGGAUAAGAUCUUGGAGGGGGCCGAAGGAUUUGAGAAGAGCAGCAACCUUUUGCCUCCGAAAAAUGGAGAGAACGACGUUAGGCCCGAGUUGUCUGGGAAGUUGAUGUUGCUGGAUUUCUUUUUGGCUAACUUGAAGGCGAAUUACAGUGACAAAAUCGUUUUGGUGUCGAAUUACACUCAGACUUUGGAUCUGUUUGAGCGGCUGUGCAAACGAAGAGGAUACUUAUAUGUGCGACUUGACGGCACAAUGUCUAUCAAAAAAAGAGCCAAGGUUGUGGAAAAUUUCAACAAUCCAGAAUCGAAA